CUAAAAAUAGAACCCUUUUACCUAAUACUCAUUCUCCCUCACUCACCCUCAAUAAAAACCCUACUCCUCUUUCCCAUUCCAUGCAAAUCAAAACACGACCAAGAAAACACUCCUCAACAUAACUCAGAAAACCCUAUUCCAUUACAACACUACCAAACAUGAACAGAAAAAUGCUCUUCAAUUCCUCACUUCUUCUUAUCCUCUCCUUUUUCCUCUCAAAAGCUUUAGCUCAAUCCGCAGCGCCGGCUCUAUCACCUGGCCCACCGCCCUCCACCGAUAUCUACAAGAUCCUGACAAAAGCCGGGCAGUUCACAGUCCUGAUUCGCCUCCUUAAGAGCACUCAAGUGGGUAAUCAGAUCAACAACCAGCUUGGCAGCUCCAAUAGCGAGCUGACCGUCUUUGCUCCGACCGACAACGCCUUCUCGAGCCUCAAAACCGGCACUCUCAAUGGGCUCUCUGACCAGCAAAAGGUUCAGCUUCUUCAGUUCCACCUUGUCCCGUCCUUCAUCUCCAUCACCAACUUUCAAACUAUGAGCAACCCGGUCCAGACUCAGGCCAGUGACACUUAUGAAUACCCUCUUAACAUCACCACCUCUGGCAACCAAGUCAACAUCACAACUGGAAUAGUAAACACCACCAUCUCCGGGACCGUGUAUUCCGAUAACCAGUUGGCUGUUUAUCAAGUUGACAAGGUGCUUCAGCCUCUCGGGAUUUUUGCUCCCAGGCCACUGCCACCUGCCCCUGCCCCAGCCCCACCGAAGCCUAAGAAGAAAGCCACGGAUACCGAAAGCAGCGGGCCGACCACGUCGGAUGAUAGCUCGGACGCCAUUGGUGUUACUGGAAAUUUGGGCAUGGUGGUACUGUCUAUGUCUAUGUUUGCAGCGGGCAUUUUUAACUUGUGACAGUGAAGAGUUUGAACAGAACUUUUUUAUAUUUUUGUUAUUUGGUGCGGAAGUGAGUUGGAUUGAAUGGUCAUGAUGAUGGACGUGGUGAGUUGGAUUGGAAUGAUGGUUGUUUCUGUUGGAUUCAUUAGUUUCAUUCAAGCCGGUUUGUGAUGAUCAUGAUGAACAAGUACCUUUUUCUUAAUCGAGUUUUCUUGUUUUAUUAUAUUUUUUUAUUCUGUUGUAUUAUUUUUGUUUUGGCUAAAAUCCUUUUUUAUGUUCAUCUGGUGCUUCGUUGUAUAAUGAGAGGUUAUGUUAUGUGUA
Messenger RNA from Humulus lupulus (European hop), 1205 nucleotides. RefSeq names its product fasciclin-like arabinogalactan protein 12. The record is from RefSeq and is a predicted model, not a curated record. NCBI's taxonomy places the organism in Eukaryota, Viridiplantae, Streptophyta, Magnoliopsida, Rosales, Cannabaceae. The coding region runs from base 159 to 902 and encodes 247 amino acids. The transcript has a single exon.